This is a messenger RNA of Zea mays, 1025 nucleotides long. RefSeq lists its product as uncharacterized. The transcript has a single exon. Lineage: Eukaryota; Viridiplantae; Streptophyta; Magnoliopsida; Poales; Poaceae. The record is from RefSeq and is a predicted model, not a curated record. The coding region runs from base 351 to 815 and encodes 154 amino acids.
CCGCCGCCCGCCGGCCGACCAGACGGACCCAUCCAGCAUCCAGCCGAGCCACAGUCCCAAGAACAAGAAGGCUCCAACCGCGACAUGGACAUGGACGCACGCACUCCAGUCUCCACCACCCCACGCCCCACAACUGCUACGUUUCCCCGACGCCCAGCCCAACUGGCCAGCUCACUGUCCACUGUUUCUGCGUCCGCGCAACUUCUCCAGGUCCCGCGCCAUACAGUAUAUAGGACCACGCACCCGCACGAACACGCCGCACCAGCUCCCGCACGCGCCGCAACCCCACGUCCCCCCACCCCGCGCCAUUCCUUGGACCUUGCUCGUGCACGCGUGUCCGAUCGCCAACCAUGGCGGCCGGCGCCGGCAAGUCGAAGGAGGCGGACCCCGCGCGGUGCAGGAGGCACCCGAAGCACCGGCACGCGGCCGGGGUGUGCCCUUUCUGCCUACGAGACCGCCUGUCGCGCCUCUCGGCCGCCGCCGCCGCGUCCGCGUCGUCCUCGUCAUCGUCAUCGUCCCCGUGCUCGUCGUGGGAGGACGCCGUAGCGCGGUCGUCGGCCCAGGCGCCGCGGCCCCGCCGCGGAAGCCUCGCGCUGCUGCUGCGGCAGGAGGGGAGGGAGGCGGCGUCGGCGGCGGCGGCGCUGCCCGCGGGCCGCCGAGCGGAGCAGGAGGAGAGGAAGGCCAAGAGGGGCAGCUUCUGGGCGAGGCUUCAGCAGCAGCUCCACCACGGUGGCUGGCACAAGAAAGACGGGUGCGCGGUGGCCGCGGAGAGGCAGAACGCCGCCGCGCCGCACAGGCGGGCGCCGGUGGUGUGAUGCUCGAUCAGGCCGGAGGGGGCGACCAUGCGGUGGGCGAGCGCGUCGUGGUGCUCGGUUCUGUUCUGUUCCGGUGUUCACGCUGUUAGUUACUACGGAGUACUUACUAGUAGCAAUCUUUCGGCUUCUUUUCACAAUGCCCUGCGACUGCGAGUCUGUGACUCGGACUCCUGCCGUGAAAGCUUGGCACCCGCACUUGGCUGUUCGCUC